Molecule: messenger RNA, 1749 nt
Organism: Triticum turgidum subsp. durum (durum wheat)
Lineage: Eukaryota; Viridiplantae; Streptophyta; Magnoliopsida; Poales; Poaceae
Source: the annotation of a GenBank genome assembly
AUGGACUCACAGCACUCAAGUCUUUGGUGUCGCUCUCAUGCUACUACUUGUUCAUCUCCACCACACAGACCAUUGGUGCUCACCCUGACUUCUGAUUUCAUUCAGAACCAUAGAAUUGCUAUCACAUCCAAACAGAAGCAAGAGGAUUUUAUCAUGGCGGAGCUCAUCAUCUCGGCGGUUGUCGGGGACAUGGUCGGUAGGGUGAUAUCUCUUCUCGCUGGCCGGUUCAAAGGCCAAGGGUGCACCGACGCCAAGCUACGGAGGAUUUGCCAUAUGCUUGUCAAGGUUCACAGUGCGGUAGAGGAGGCCAAAGGGAGGCAGAUCACAAACUGCGGCACCCUCGAGUGGCUUUCGGAGCUCAACGACGGGGUGUACCAGGGCCGCUACUUGCUCGACACGGUCAGAUGCAAAGAACAGGAGCUUGAAGAUAAGCAUGAUGACAAGGUAGUUGGACAAACUUUCUCUUUCUCCUUGUAUAAUCCUGCAAAGCGUGUGCGCGUAGCGGCAUGUGCCGUGAAGAGCCUACUGUCUCGCCAUGAUGUCGUUGGUCCUGAGGAGAUUGACAGAGUGGUGGAGAUCUUGGAAACCAUAUCCGGUGAUCUCAAGGAGUUCAUGAUGCUCCUACAGAACUGCCAGCCAAUCCAUCGUCCUUUGGCUACUAAUAUCUUCAUUGAGGGGCAGAUGUUCGGCCGACAUGUCGAGAAACAGAGGAUCAUCAACUUCCUGCUGCAUGAUGGUGGUGUGUCUACUGGAAAACUAGGCAUGCUUCCAAUUGUUGGCAGCACGGGAGUCGGGAAGACCACCCUUGCGCAGCAUGUCUGCGAUGAUGAGAGGGUGCGCAACCACUUUCCAAUAAUCUUGUAUUCCAAUUUCUCAUACACCAGAGCAAUGGCUCGGGGUGAGGCGGUGUUUGUUCUAGGAUCCAAAAAUGCAGUUAGAGAUGCUAAAAAAUUCAUGGAAAUACUGCAUGUACUCAAGGAGAAAUACCUCAGCAAGAGGUUCUUGAUGGUAUUUGAAGAUGUUGACAUGGGCAAGAAACAGAUGCUACAAGAGUUACUGCCAAUCUUGAGACAUGGCAAAUUCGGGAGCAGGAUCAUAAUCACCACAAACAACAGGGAUGUCGCCAGCUUGGGAACGGUGCAGCCAAUCAAUCUGAAGGUUAUGCCUCAUCAGGAGUACUGGUUCUUCUUCAAGGCACACGCGUUUGCUGGCAGAGAUGUCGAGGAGGACCCAAGGAUGUUAGCAGCAGGUAACGCGAUUGCAAGGAAGCUAAAUGGGUCAUUCUUCGGAGCGAAAAUCGUCGGCGGGGUGCUGAAAGCUCAUCCGAAUCCCCGGUUCUGGUGCAAGAUGCUGGGAAGCAAUAUAGGGGGGUUGUCUCUGUUGGGUGAUGGAAUUGGGUACAUUGCAGAUUUGGCAGAGAAUUUGCUGCCAAACUACGCAAACAUAUGUGAGGUGACCAUUUCUAAGACUCCAUAUCCCUCUCAGACAGAACUGGCUGGGUUGGUAUAUCAGGCAAGUCCUAGUGCUAGUGUUGUUGCCCCGCGUGGUGAUAUCGGGUUUGCAAAAGUCUUGUUGUGCAGAAAGUUGGAAUUGAUAGAAAGGCUGGCGUACCAGAUAACUUGCGAACAUCACAAAGUUGCUAGAGGAAUUUAUCAUGGCGGAGGUCAUCUUCUCAGCGGUUGUCGGAGACAUGGUCGGCAGGAUGAUAUCUCUUCUUGCCGGCCAGUUCAAGGGCCAACAGUGCACUGA